Haliotis rufescens (red abalone) is the source of this 1719-nucleotide messenger RNA. Its product is annotated as dipeptidase 1-like. The record is from RefSeq and is a predicted model, not a curated record. Gene Ontology annotation, biological process: proteolysis. Bases 354 to 1661 code for a protein of 435 amino acids. The transcript has 10 exons. Lineage: Eukaryota; Metazoa; Mollusca; Gastropoda; Lepetellida; Haliotidae. Gene Ontology annotation, molecular function: metallodipeptidase activity.
UUUCUUGUGGCGAGGAAUGCAAGUGACAUCACGCAUGCGCAUGUAACUGUGGUCUGCCAGCUCGCGCAACGAGCAUAGGUCAUUACCUGAGGUCGCGCUGUGAGGUGAGGUGAGACGACUGCGGUGGAAGUUUGUUAAAACAUUGCACAAAGUCCUCCAGCUGAUUGCCAACGUAUCCCAACCAAAACUGGUACCUAACUCGCCGAUUUCAUGGACAGUUUUUUAAUAGCCAGAGAAUAACGUUUUCGAUUUGGAGCAACAUCGUUCAAAGUUCAAAACAAUUCUUCCAAUCAAUUUGAGAAUCUUAUACCUUCCAAGAAGACUUUAUUUUUGUUUGGGAUUAAUUCGUCAAUAUGGAGGUAGGCGGAUCAAAGUCGUCGUUGACAUCAACAAAAGCAUCGUCAGCCCAGGGAUGUGGUGGUAUCAGCAGUAAGCGGCUCAUGUGGGGAGCUGUGGUAGGCGUGGUCGUCUUGGCAGUAGUCAUCGGAGUUGCCGUGGGGGUGCCUCUGUCUCAAUCCAAAAACAAACGACAGGCGGACGCCACACCCUUGGAUAGGGCUAAACGAGUUCUGGGACAAUAUCCAUUGAUUGAUGGACACAACGACCUGUCAUGGCAGUACCGGAAAUACGCCCAAAACAAAGUGUACCAGGUGAACCUGAACAUGGACUUGGCGCUCACGUGGAACACCACCCACACGGACAUCAAGAGGAUACGGGACGGGAAGCUGGGGGCGCAGUUUUGGGCCAUCUUUGCUCUGUGCGACUCUCAGUCCAAAGACGCAGUGAGACAGUUUCUGGACCAGACUGACACAAUCAAGAAGUUCGUGGGAAAAUAUCCGGAGACCUUCAAGUUUGUCACGACUGCAGAUGGGAUCUUGGAAGCCUUCAAUGACGGGAAGGUCGCAAGUCUACUUGGGUUGGAGGGAGGUCAUGCCAUCGACAGCAGUCUCGGUAAUCUGCGCAUGUUCUAUGACCUCGGGGUCAGAUAUAUGACCGUCACACACAGCUGCAACACACCAUGGGCCGACAACUGGAUGGUGGACAUUGACAAGACCCCUGAACAUAACGGCCUGACAGACUUCGGCAAGACCGUGAUCCGUGAGAUGAACCGCUUGGGGAUGCUCGUCGACCUCUCCCACGUGUCCCGCAAAACCAUGAUUGACGCACUGUCGGUGACGGACGCUCCCGUCAUUUACAGUCACUCCUCCGCCUUCGCCAUCUGCAACCACUACCGCAACGUCCAGGACGACGUCUUGAACCUCACGAAAAUUAAUGAAGGUGUGGUGAUGGUGAAUUUCUACGAUUUGUACAUCAACUGUUUCCCGAACAACCAGAGCGUUGCGACUUUGGCUCAGGUGGCAGACCACAUUGACUACAUCAAGAACCUGAUUGGCGUCGACUAUGUUGGAAUAGGCGCUGAUUAUGAUGGAGUCCCUACGUUACCGCAGGGCUUAGAAGAUGUUUCCACCUAUCCUAAACUGUUUGAGGAACUUAUAAAUCGGGGCUGGACCGACCUUGAACUUGAGAAGCUGGCUGGACGGAAUCUCAUUCGUGUUUUCAAAGCUGCCGAGAAGGUGAAAAUGAACCAGGCCAACCUUCCGCCAUAUGAAGAUGUCAUCCCGUAUGAAGCCAUCAACGGUAGCUGCCGGACCGGCUUUUAAAUCAACGACAACGAAUUGAGAAAUCCAGUGUCGGGACACAACAAGACUUUCAAUUAUA